AUGUCGCAACCUGGAAUUUUCUCCAAAUCAUAUUUGAUUUACAUACUGCUGUCAGUAACGACAGCUCACACGUUAAAUUUCAUUUGUAAUUCUCCAAUAUCUACAUGGCAAGAAUUUCCUCCAAAAUUACCAACCUCAGUAUAUUCAUCAAUAUUUUUUAAUGCAUUAUUAUUAUUUUUGUCACUUUCAUUUGAACCAAUUCAAUCAAGUAAACAAUUUUAUAUUUUAUUAUCGCAAUGUCCACGUGACUUUUGGUCUGCUCGUUGGCAAUUAAUGAUUAGUGAAAGCUUCAAAGAAUUAGGUUUUUUAUCUGUCAAGAAUGUAUUCGCCUCAUUCGUUCCUAAGAAAAUCGCAAAUAUGAUGGGCGUGUUAGGUGCAUUCGGUGUUAGCGUUUAUUGUAUAAACACCUUAUCAUUGGUCAAUUUAAUAUUUGGACAGGUGAACACCUCUUUUUCUUUAUGA
Molecule: messenger RNA, 462 nt
Organism: Funneliformis mosseae
Lineage: Eukaryota; Fungi; Glomeromycota; Glomeromycetes; Glomerales; Glomeraceae
Source: the annotation of a GenBank genome assembly